This is a messenger RNA of Prunus avium (sweet cherry), 555 nucleotides long. The record is from RefSeq and is a predicted model, not a curated record. Lineage: Eukaryota; Viridiplantae; Streptophyta; Magnoliopsida; Rosales; Rosaceae.
AUGUUACUUGUCCAGGGGACAGCAGAUGAGGUUGUAGAUUCGUCCCAUGGGAAGCAACUUUGGGUGCUUUGCAAGGAAAAGUAUGAACCUUUAUGGCUUAGUGGAGGUGGACAUUGCAAUCUUGAGCUUUACCCAGAAUUCAUUAAACAUCUAAAGAAAUUUGUACAUAGCCUUGGCAAGUCAAAAUCAGCCACAAAUGGUUCUAAAACAAGUACAGUAGAUUCUGACAUAUGCAAACCAUCCGAAACCGGCACUUCAGAUUCAUCCGAAUUGGGUUCUGAUCUUCCGGAAGUUUCUAGAAACAGCUUAGAUAGUCGACUUGAGAAGUCUAAAAAGCCAAACAAGCCUGAAAAGUCUCGGAUGAGCACUGACCGAGUUGACACCUUUAAGAGAAGAAAGGGUUUAGUGUGUUUUGUCUAUGUGGAGAAGAUCCACAAUAUGCAAACUGCAGAAAAGCUAUUAACUGUGGUGGCAUCAAAGACAUCGGGUACCCCUUCUGGGGAGUCAACAGAGCAAGUUACUGUGGUCAACUUGGGUUUGAAGUUCAAUGCCUAG